GUUCUGGAACAGAUGGCGACUACGAUCGCGCUCUUGGGCGUUUCAUGCGCAAUGAAAUCGACUACGACGAGUUCAUGAAAUUGACUGGAGGGCAAACACUUGAGGAAGAAAUGGCAGCCGAUGGUGGAGGUGAAUCCAUAGAAGACGAGGAGGAUGAAGAGUAUCCAAACGCCGAUAACGGAGCGGAAUUCACUGUGAAGAAGGAGUAUGCUACAGAAUACGGUGGCGACCUGCCAAUUCACGUUAGGAAUCUCAUGCAAGAGAUUGUCAACGAUGAACUCGGAGGAUGCCGCGCUGAUGUAUUGGCGGCGUCGGUACCAACAGAAACGGAACACCCGUCAACAUCGCAGACAGCGCCAGUCGUGGAACCAACCCCAGAACGAGAACGAAUACCUCGAAAACUGAGCAAAACCAUGGAUGCCCUUCUUGGGCAUGCUAAUGUCAUCUACGCAAAGGGUAACACUCAAGAGGCUCUUGCUGUUUUGCUGGAGGUAAUCCGGCAAGAGCCUCGCAAUGCGGCUUCUUAUCGACAAGUGUCUGAUAUAUAUCAAGAAUUAGGAGAUCCUCAAAAGAGUUUACAGUAUGGUCUUCUUGCGGCUCAUCUAGAUACACGAACACCCGCUGAAGAUUGGGCUCAUUGGGGAGACGAAGUCUAA
Cooperia oncophora is the source of this 656-nucleotide messenger RNA. Lineage: Eukaryota; Metazoa; Nematoda; Chromadorea; Rhabditida; Trichostrongylidae. The record is from the annotation of a GenBank genome assembly.